CCGGUCGAUGGAUUCUCUUAAAUCUUCCGAGCAUGCUGCAGGCGCAGCGCCUUAUCUACUAUGAUGCGACCUGUGUAACCUUCUUCUGCUAGAAUUUCCUCUCCAUCUGCAUUUGAUGACAUCUUGUUGUUGCUACGAGUAUCAUUCGCCAAAGUUCCAACGGACUGGAACAACUACUGAAUAUGUCGACAAAUAACGACGAUAGCACUUCAUAUAGUCACUCAACUCUAGAAGCAGUGCCCAAACAAUAUCCGUCAAAAUUCACAGUACUACCAACGGCGGAUGAUACCCCCAAAUACUUCUAUGAACCUCCCCCAGCCGAAUCUUCACCCCCGUCUAAGGCCGCACGUUACACAACCCGGCCCUUUUUAAUAAUAUAUGCCAUUUUAAUCGCGAUCAUUGCGGGUGUAGUGGGAGGAGUGGCAGGGAAAUUUAUUGAAGCAAACAACAAAGGUGUCGAUCCGACUCGAUGCAGCUCUGGACAAAGUGGGAGUCCACUGGAAGCUGUCCCGUCGCUAUGCCCUCAACCCCCGAAUCCAACGAAAAAUGAUACCAACGCGACGGCACAAGCGAUAACGAUACCCUUCGUCGACUGCGAUAAGGUAGACGAGCAAUUCGUUACCUCUGAUCUGUCCAAAGUUCCGUACCGUAUCUUCUGUGACGUGGACUGGUCAUCUGGCCCGGACCCGCAACCCGACAUUGUCGCAAUUCUCGCAGCGUCACCUUCCGAAUGUAUAGAAGCAUGCGACAGUAUCAACAUAUUCAACGGUUCCAGUGCUCCCUGUGCAGGGGGCAUCUAUGUUCCCGAGUGGUUCGAUGGCGAACGUGCCAUGGCGGACAACAACAACAAGCCUCAGAAUUGCUUCCUGAAGCCUCGGUUAGCCAGGUUACCCAAGAGAAACACGAACCACAAAAUCAAACAAGUCUUGGGUCUGUGCGUUCCGAAAGCAUGCCCUGAUCAUAAAGGCUGAAGACUUCGACAUGCAGGCCAGCUAUAAUGACCAAUGGCACUUCCACCCAAGCUGCCGCCUAAUACUCUCGAACGGCUUUCAUAAGCCACUAUAGAUUUGAGAAACAACUUGUGGCCUUGAUGCUGGAUGCAAUACCUGGGGAGAACAUGUUCAUUUCAAGUCAAGCCUAGGCCACCGAGUUGUUCGGAAUUCUCCAACGAAACCAUGAAGUAGCACCAUAUUCAUGCUACGAUGUUGUACAUACUAUAUAUAACAAGUUUUAAUAUCAAGGACCUGCAGAUGACGACG
Molecule: messenger RNA, 1259 nt
Organism: Aaosphaeria arxii CBS 175.79
Lineage: Eukaryota; Fungi; Ascomycota; Dothideomycetes; Pleosporales
Exons: 2
Coding region: 183-971 (262 amino acids)
Source: RefSeq, a predicted model, not a curated record